AUGUCAAUUAUUAAAUCUCUUUCAUCAUUGAACCCAGUUAACGGUGCCUCAUCUAAAUCAAUGUUAAGUUCAUCUGGAAGUGUCUCAUUCUCUGAUAAUGAAUCAGUUUGGUUCGGUAAUAGCUUAAGUGGCAGUUCAUGUGGUUUCAAUCCAUGUUUUAAUUCAUGCAGUGAUGGUUACAGUAACAUUAUUAAUAUUAAUAUUGAUAUUGGUAAUCGUCGUAGAAGAUGCUGUUAA
Molecule: messenger RNA, 237 nt
Organism: Dictyostelium purpureum
Lineage: Eukaryota; Evosea; Eumycetozoa; Dictyosteliales; Dictyosteliaceae
Exons: 2
Coding region: 1-237 (78 amino acids)
Source: RefSeq, a predicted model, not a curated record